GUUGAGCAGGAGCGGAGCGGAAGGCCGGAGCCCCCCAGCAGCCCCCCAGCAGCCGCCCUCCGAGCUCCCCCCAAACCCUCCCGGCGCCUCUCUCGCUCCUUUCGCCCUCACCACGGCCGCUCUCGGCGAGGAAACUCUGGCCUCCUCCGCUUCCUCCUCCUCCGACUCGGACACCGGCGGAGCGUCGCCGCCCCCGCGGAAAAAGCACCGAGCUUCGGCGGCGGAGGGAGCAGGAGAGCCCGGGGCUUCGGCGGGCCUUCCCGCGGCGCUGGUUCUGGCGCUAGCUGCUUCUCCCUCGGACACCAGGACAGCUGCCUUCCUCACCCGGAGCUCCCAAGCCAGCCUCGGCUCCAGCAUGCAGUCCAACGGGGCGGGUCAGAGCCAGAGCCAGAGCCAGAACCAGGACCAGAGCCAGGGCCAGGAUCCGGCGGCUCUCUCUUGCCUGAGCGCCGCGCAGAACGGAGAGUCUUCCUCGGCCGCCGGAGCUCACUCCAACGGGCUUCUCUCCGGCGCCAGCAACGGGGCCGGAGCCGGGUCUGGAGCUCCGACCACGGUCCUCGGUUCGGAGCUCGGCUCGCUGAAAAAGAAGAAGCGGCUCUCUCAGGCGGAGGAGGACGUGAUCCGCCUGAUUGGGCAGCAUCUGCACGGCUUAGGGCUGAAUCAGACGGUGGAUCUGCUCAUGCAGGAAUCUGGCUGUAGACUUGAACAUCCUUCUGCUACCAAGUUUCGGAACCACGUGAUGGAAGGAGAAUGGGACAAGGCAGAGAACGACCUCAGCGAGCUCAAAGCCUUGAUGCACUCACCCAACGCUGUCGUGAGGAUGAAGUUCCUGCUCCUGCAGCAGAAGUAUCUUGAGUACUUGGAGGACGGGAAGGUUCUGGAAGCGUUACAGGUGUUGAGAGGAGAACUGACGCCACUCAAGUACAACACAGACCGCAUCCACGUUCUCAGCGGGUAUCUGAUGUGUAGCCAUGCGGAGGACCUGAGGGCGAAGGCUGAGUGGGAGGGAAAAGGGGUCAGCUCACGCUCCAGACUACUGGACAAACUACAGACAUACCUCCCCCCCUCGGUGAUGCUGCCUCCACGGAGACUCCACACACUCCUGCGGCAGGCGGUGGAGCUGCAGAGGGACCGCUGCCUUUACCACAACACCAAGCUGGACAACAGCCUGGACUCAGUGUCUUUACUGCUGGACCACGUCUGCAGCAGAAAGCAGUUCCCGUGUUACACCCAGCAGAUCCUGACAGAGCACUGUAACGAGGUUUGGUUCUGCAAGUUCUCCAACGACGGCACCAAACUGGCCACAGGCUCCAAAGACACCACCGUCAUCGUGUGGCAGGUGGACCCGGAGACACACCAGCUGAAGCUGUGGCGGACGUUGGAGGGACACGCUUACGGAGUGUCUUACCUGGCCUGGAGUCCGGACGACACUUACCUCAUCGCCUGCGGACCGGACGACUGCUCUGAACUCUGGCUCUGGAACGUACAGACAGGAGAACUGCGUACGAAAAUGAGCCAGUCUCACGAGGACAGUCUGACCAGCGUUGCCUGGAACCCUGACGGUAAAAGAUUCGUGACGGGCGGACAGCGGGGGCAGUUCUAUCAAUGCGAUCUGGACGGUAACCUGCUGGACUCAUGGGAAGGCGUGCGUGUGCAGUGUCUGUGGUGUCUCAGUGACGGACGGACUGUUCUGGCCUCCGACACGCAUCAGCGUAUCCGUGGUUACAACUUUGAGGACCUUACAGAUAGAAACAUAGUUCAGGAGGACCACCCUAUCAUGUCUUUCACUGUUUCCAAGAAUGGAAGAUUAGCUUUGUUAAAUGUAGCAACUCAGGGAGUCCAUCUCUGGGACCUGCAGGACCGUGUGCUGGUCAGGAAGUAUCAGGGAGUGACCCAGGGCUUCUACACCAUACACUCCUGUUUCGGAGGACACAACGAGGACUUCAUUGCCAGUGGCAGCGAAGAUCAUAAAGUCUAUAUCUGGCACAAGCGCAGUGAGUUGCCGAUAGCGGAGUUGACGGGUCACACUCGUACGGUGAACUGUGUGAGCUGGAACCCGUGUGUGCCGAGUCUGAUGGCCAGCGCCUCCGACGACGGCACCGUCCGCAUCUGGGGCCCCGCCCCCUUCCUGGACACACAGGAAGCGGACGGAUUCAACGAGAACUGCAGCAGUAUGGACAGUUGAUGGUGAAGUCUUAUUUUCAAACACAGAGGAAUUCUGAGAGAGAGAGACAGAGUGAGAGAGAGAGAGAGAGAGCAGUUCUUCAUCAUCUUCCACCGCAAGACGACAAACAACCGAGCGAAGAGUGAGAGUGGAAACCGACAGAAGCAGAGUUCAAAGUUCAGAGUUCAGUUCACGUUUUUGCGCCGGCUGCAUCGCGAUAGUGUGUGUGUGUGUUUGUGUGUGUGUGUGUGUGUGUGUGUGUGUGUGUG
Colossoma macropomum (tambaqui) is the source of this 2433-nucleotide messenger RNA. It is a transcript of the gene wdr26b, whose product is annotated as WD repeat domain 26b. Gene Ontology annotation, cellular component: GID complex. Lineage: Eukaryota; Metazoa; Chordata; Actinopteri; Characiformes; Serrasalmidae. Gene Ontology annotation, molecular function: protein binding. Bases 356 to 2185 code for a protein of 609 amino acids. Gene Ontology annotation, biological process: proteasome-mediated ubiquitin-dependent protein catabolic process. The record is from RefSeq and is a predicted model, not a curated record. The transcript is spliced from 14 exons.